GGUUCGCGUGUUACGUGAGGAAAAUUCAAAACAGAGGCAAGUACUCGCCACGUGGGAACCGAAUAAUUGCAUCUGUGCGCGCGUGUCGUCGAAUCUGUCGGCGAUCAAGAUUGAGAUCGCGGAUCAAUUGUCGAUUCGUCUCUUUUUCACGGGCUGCUCUCGCGUGUGCAGCCGCAACCUCCGCGAUAACCGGAUGACGAGGAGCUCGAGAUGAAUUGGAUAAACAAGGCGCGAAUAUAAGUAAUAGGACAAGAAUGGACAACCCGGCCAUGGGUCCACUAGUGGCUGACAGCACCGAAGACGAGUCCGACGAGUUGUUUUCAGAUGACGAACAAAAGAACGAGAUUAGGCAUAAAUUCAACGUCUCCGAGGAUGCCUCGAUUUUAAGGCCCGAGACACCCUUAUCAUCGCUUGGUAGUUCCAAUACGAUAAUGCCAACCGAUGCCGUAAUUCCAUCUACACCAUUGAGUCUGUUGCCCUUUUUAAAUAAAAUUAACGAACAGUGGAGUAGCGACUUAGAGACACCGCAGGCACAGGCUUGCACGAAACCAAUGACUAGCUCAACUGCAAGAACAGAAGAAAUGCCUAAGCUCGAACAGCAUACACCUGAUCUUUCAGCUGUUAAAAGCACAGAGAAAAUUAUUUCUGAGUCCCCUGUUAUUGCCUCUAGAGCGACGAGGAGACGCUCCAAGCGUUGUAUAUUUAGAUCUCCUAUAUCUACAGACCCACUGGCUGUGACUAACAAUGAAAAUAUUCCUGUAAACGUAGAAACACCUGUUAUUUCUGAUUCUAAUUCCGUAGCUACAAAUGCCUCAAUAUCUAAUUCAUCUCUUGAGUGUACUCUUAAAGAUCACGAGCCAAAAAUUCCUAAUAGAAGUCUGGACACAUGUAAUAAUGAAGAAUUAGAAAAUGUUACGAACGCAGUACCUGAUAGUUUAAACACAUCUACGCAAGAGUUCUUUUGCAAUGCCUCGUUCAGUAAGAUAGAUGAAUUAUGCUCUGACACUUUUGAUAAUGAAAAAACAAUGGAGACUACUGCCAUGCAAUAUAACGAUGAGCAGAAUAUCGAGGACAUCGACAAAGGAAGGAACGUUGAGGAGAAUAAAAAUAUAGGUUUCUUUACUGCGCGUGGUACUUCAAUUAAUGUCUCAAAGCAAGCGUUAUUUAAAGCGAAGAGACUAUUCGCAGAUGCCUUCGAUACGGAUGAAGCGCAGAAUUAUGAAUCAUUCGCUAAAAGAAAUUCUAAUGAAGAGAAAAACAGGCACUUACCAUCCUCUUCGUUUGCUAAUAACGUUUCCGUCAACAUUGCGAAAGAAGUAUUAUCCAAACCAAAACCCCUUACAGAACAAUUUAAAAAUUAUGACAAAAUACACUCUACAGAUUGCAAAAAACCACUUGUAAAUAAAAGUCCUAACGAAGAAGUCAGUAAUGUCCCUAUUUUAAUUUCAACUGCUAGCGGCAAUCCUAUUAAUAUCUCAAAAGAAGCGCUGUUAAAAGCGAAAACGUUAUUAGCGGAUGAAUCAGAUAAUGCCGAUGAUAAUGUAUUAAUAAAAUAUGACAGAUCGCCUACAGAUAAAAAUCCUAUGACAGUAAAUAAAAGUCCCAGUGAAGAAGUCAGUAAUGUCCCUAUCUUAUUUUCAACUGCUAGUGGCAAUCCCAUUAAUAUCUCAAAAGAAGCACUAUUAAAAGCGAAUAUGUUAUUAGGGGAUGAAUCAGAGAAUGCCGAUGACAAUGCAUUAAUAAAAUAUUCUGAGAGAUCACCUGCAGAUAAAAAUUCUAUGACAGUAAAUAAAAGUCCUAGUGAAGAAGUCAGUAACGUUCCUAUUUUAUUUUCAACUGCUGGCGGCAAUCCCAUUAAUAUCUCAAAAGAAGCAUUGUUAAAAGCGAAAAUGUUAUUAGAUGAGUCAGAGAAUGCCGGUGACAAUGUAUUAAUAAAAUAUUCUGAGAGAUCGUCUGCAUUUAAAAAUAUGACAGUAAAAAAUAUGAUUCGACCGUCUUUCGUAAUUAAUAAACCUAUUAAUAUCUCAAAAAAAUCACUACCUACAGUAAGAACAUUGUUCGCGGAACAAUCGAAUAGUACCGAAUUCACUUCCAAAAAUAAAAUUGAUAUCUCUGAUAACGAGCAACGUGAUAUAAAUACUUCGAAUAUUGGAUUCAGCACUACUCGCGACACACCCGUUAAUUCCAAGCAAGCUAAUUUCAAAGCAAGAACAUUAUUUGCAGAACUAUUGGAUGAUUCAUUAGAAGACAUUCAUAACAAUGAUAAUGAGAUAAAAAGACAGGAAACAAAAGUUUCAAAAGUUGGUUUCCAAACUGCUGGUGGUAAAGCCAUCAAUAUCUCAGAACAGGCUUUAUCCAGAGCAAAUGCAUUGUUUGCAGAACAUUUGGACGAUACGUUAAAAGCAACCGUUACAGAGGAAACUAAUGUUCAUGACAAUAAAGUGAAAGGAUUAGAAGUAAAAAUAGCAAAUAUUAGAUUUCAAUCGACUGGGAGUAUCGGUGAUAUUUCUGAAGAGAGACCGAAAGCAAAAAUAUCGUUCGAACACGUGGAUGAUCAACCAGAACCAGUCCGUGCAAAGGCUACUAAAAUCGACGAUAAGAUAGAAAACAGACAAGAAGUAAAAAUUCCAAGCAUUGGGUUUCAAACCGCUUGCGGAACAUCUAUCAAUAUUUCAGAACACGCGUUAUCUAGAGCAAAAGCAUUAUUUGCAGAUCAAUUAGAUUGUCUUAUAGAAAUGGACAUUCCUGAGAACACCCGCGAUGACGGCCGAAAGAUAAAAAAACGCGACUUAACAAUACCGCACGGUGGACUGCAAACAGCAAGCGGUCAACAGGUACCGGUUUUGAACAACGAUGCAUUAUUAGCACGAGAAUUAUUCUCCAAUGACUGCCUGGAUGAAAGUAAUUCUGACUUGGGGCGCGCAUCGUUGCAAAAGCGCAAACUAAGCGAGACUAAUGCAGACGAGAGCACACCCCAGGGCAGGACGCGCGCGUUCGAAACGAAAAAGGCUCGUCUCAGCAGCGAAUUUCAAGCUAGAAAAUUGUUUUCCGAUACGCCGAGCGUUGACACGGAUAACAACGAGAACCGAGAUCCGGACGUGAAAAAUCAAGCGCCUUCCGUCGCAAAUUCCGCCCUGGGAUCACCUAAAAGGGACGCGAUAGAAUCAAUCGAAGCGGAUGCAGCGGGCAGUCCUGUUCUAGGAAGGCAGCCUAUCUCGAGGAAGCGAAAGAGCUUAGGAUAUCAAAGGGACGAGCAUAGUGCGUUACGAACAGACAGAAAGAUACUAAGUAACGAGAAUACAGCGUUGCAAGAGAACAUUGUGCAAGGAGGUGCAGCAUGCGGAAAGAUUGAGGACGAUAAAUUAAAUACGCAAAAACCGACGCAAGUCACGAAGGAAAGAGCAAAAGGCGGUAGCACGGAAUUGAACAACUACGGCGAUACUCAGGUGAUGAUGGAUAUUAUCGACGAGUCGACAAAGAUCCUGCAGGAUCGCUUGGCGGCCGCGUUGGAGCAGGAAGCGAUAAUCACCGCGAAACGGAGACAUGGGUCGAAGCAAUCGGUGGGUCAUCUAUAUCGUUACAAGCAAACCAAUUCUAACGCUCGUUUGUCGUUGAGGGAAAUCGGCGGUGGUACGCCGCCCGUGCCGCGUUCCUAUCAGGAGCUCAUCGAUCGACAGAUACCACCGAGUAUCCUGGAGAUCGCCGCCGCGACCGCCGCGACGUACAAAUUCCGUUGCUCUGACUUUUACGGGGCCGACGUGGCGUGCAAUAACGUGCGCGGGAUAGAGAUGGAGGACGGCGCGUGUCUGAUCCUGGACGAGAACGGAUACGCGGGAGUCUGGGAGUUCCUCCGCGCGUUUCUCGCCGGUCCAGGCGUAGAUCCGAAUCUCGUUCCCGCGCGCUGGGUCGAGAAUCAUUACCGAUGGAUCGUGUGGAAAUUGGCGUCGAUGGACCGAAUGAAGUUUGGCUCGGCUGAGUUACCCAGAGUAUUAACACCUUCGCACAUAAUGGCACAAUUAAAGUAUCGGUAUGAUCGAGAAAUCGAUCGGUCUCAGCGACCAGCAUUAAGACGCAUUUUGGAAAAGGACGACGUUGCGUCUAAGAGAAUGAUUCUAUGCGUGUCAUCUAUAGUAGAAAAUAAUAACGUAAGUAUGGAGAUAGGGAAGAGUCCGCAUAUAGGAGUGCCAAAAUGGAAAAUAGAAUUAACCGAUGGCUGGUACAAUGUAAAUGCCUGUAUCGAUGUAGGUAUGGUGAGGAAUAUAUCGAUUGGUAAAAUAAGAGAGGGCACGAAAUUAGUGAUAUCCGGCGCGGAAUUACUGAACUGUGAUCAAGGUUUCUAUCCACUCGAGGUACCGGCUGACGUGUGCUUAAAAUUACACACGAAUUCAACCAGGCGCGCACGAUGGGACACGAAAUUAGGAUACGCGCCGCGUUCGGGGCCGAUACCCAUCAAGUUACGUAAUGUGUGUCCGAGCGGCGGUUUAAUCGGCGAAAUGACGAUCGUCGUCGCUAGAGUGUAUCCGAUGUUAUAUCACGAGAAAACCGCAUCCGGAGAUUCGAUUGUCAGAAACACUAAAAGCGAGGAGAAAGCGCAAAGCAAAUACGAGCAGCAAUGUUGGUCCAAGAUAGAGGCGUUCUACGCUAAAGCGGAGGACUUUCAAGGAAAAGGACUUUCUUGCGAAACUGACGAUAUGACGAUCGAGCGAAUUCAAUUGAACAAAGAUUAUGAAAAUUUAUCUACAGAGGAAUCCGUCUCUAAAAAACGACACGAUGAAUUGCUGCAAGAGUUACGUCAAAAGGAGGAACGGUUCAAGCAGAGGAUGCAGUCGAAAUUGCGCGAAAGCUUGCCGGGACCGCGACAGGUUUCUCAGCUGCUCAAAGUUCGCGUGUGUGACGAAAAUGCGAACGCUAUUCUUUCAAUUUGGUCGCCCAGCGAGGAGGUUGUCGACGCUCUCAAAGAAGGCGCCUGUGUUUCGCUCUGCAACAUCGUGGCUUCCGGAAAGAGGGGUACCGAAUUACAACUCACCGCACGUCGGUCUGCAAUUUUUAAACCGGGAAAGAUGCGCGACACGUCUUAUCCCGCUAGAGUGUGCAUGCCGCUAUGCGAAAUAGCAAAUUCCGAAUUUGCCCCACCUUACGGAGAGUUUGAUACUGUCGGUCUUGUCUGUUCAGUCGGUCCUGCCCCUUAUGGUAUGAAAGAUUUCGAGGCUGUACAUUUGGCAUAUUGCAAAGCGGAUUUAAGCGAUUCUUCAUACCUUUCGAUAUUGUUUUGGCAAGGAAUAGCCAGUUACGGCUACGGAGAGAUUCUUACUGUCGGAUCUAUCGUAGCCUGCUGCAAUUUAGAAUGGAGAAGGGUAACUUCGUGGAACGUCCCAGCGGCGUAUUGCACGGAAAGAAGUACUUUUACGUGCAAUCCUCGCCGAAAUCAUUUACACGAAUCGUUCGAAAAUCUACGAAAUAUAAUUAUGGAUCCAAUUAAGUACGUUGAAAGAUGCACUUUUGAGCUUAACGUGGAAUUGCAAAAGAAGUCGACGCCUACGCGCUACACACCGGGUAAAAAUACUCCGAUCAACAAAAUGUACAGUUCAACGUUAAGCGCCGACAAAAAAUUAGUCGACUGUACGUCGCCGCUGGCGACGCCGAAAUUGAAAACGGGCGAUAGCUCGAAUUUUAUCGCAUCUAAUCCCUCGAUUCAAAAACGACUCGAGAAACUUCAACAUUAUGGCGAAGCGCCCGAACUAUCUCCUAUUAUAUUAAAAAGAUCCAAGAGGGUUUCUUUGGAUUUCCGAUCGCCCAUUUCCAUUCCAAAUGUAAACUCGACGAAGGAAACGUCGAAGGCUAAUCAACCCGAGGAUUUAAGUUUAUCCAGUACAACGGAAAAGCAUUGAUAAUUAUGUUACGUUAUUUUAUUUUACGUUUUCAUUCUAAUUACAAGUGUCUUAAAACAGUGUAUAUUUGUUAAUAA
Messenger RNA from Temnothorax curvispinosus, 5965 nucleotides. RefSeq names its product breast cancer type 2 susceptibility protein homolog. Gene Ontology annotation, biological process: double-strand break repair via homologous recombination; regulation of DNA-templated transcription. The record is from RefSeq and is a predicted model, not a curated record. The coding region runs from base 255 to 5888 and encodes 1877 amino acids. The transcript has 12 exons. Lineage: Eukaryota; Metazoa; Arthropoda; Insecta; Hymenoptera; Formicidae.